AUGCCUAAAAAACAAUCUAAAGAUCUUAAUGAGAAUGAAGCAAUUUCGGAGAAUCCUUCAAAAUUAUCCAACAAGGGUCCAACGGGAAAGGAUAUAGAAUGCAAGCCUAAAAAAAGGUGCCCUCGCGAGCGCGUCGAGUUGUUGGCCCGCCCCAACUCGCGUCGUUUGCGUUCUUUGUGGGACGAGAAAUGUGCCAUCUUACCGAAAGAACGUAGGGACAAAAUCAAAAGUGCCUUGGAAGAAGAUUACUUCCUUAGCCCAGAACAAACAGAGCAGUACUUCCAAGCACUUGGCGAGCAGCACAAAAGAUGGACUGGGCCCGGAGGCCUGGUGUCCGGCGGCGCAGGAGGCGGAAUCAACCGCCGUGAGCAAGCCGAGCGCUCGCGUGAUCUUAAACAGAGACAGAAAUGGCUGGUCAACUUUAGUGCUCAGGUGGCUUACCGCAUGUGCGACUACAUAGCUAAAGGACAGACUGAAAUGUUAGUCUCAAACAGGCUGAGAAGCAUAGCCGAUGUUGUACUGGAACGUGUCGCUGAAAUACUUGGGGAGCCGAAGCCUACUCGAAUGAAUCCCGGCCGACUAGCGCGCUUUAUGGUGGCCAUAUCGGAUCGCAUCGCGGUAUGGAUUGAGAACGCGGUGUACCGAGCCGACGCGCUGGAACCUGCCGAGUCACACUGCGACGAGCACAUGCGGCUCGACGGCGAAAAACCGCUCCUUUAUUAGUCGACAAAGUAGUUCUGUUCGUGUGCUGCGUGCUGGCGCUAGCCACAGCCGCUCCUCAGUUCUUCACAGCCGGUGCCUAUGCGCCUUUCGCCACGCCCUAUGCCAGGACCGUAGUUGCCGGGCCUACAGUUUGGAACGGCGGCGCUUUCGGUGGUCGUUUCAUCGCGCCUGGCUACGUGGGACCUGCAUUCUUUUAAUCACCAUCACUCACCUCAACACUGGCCGUCCUGUUCGCCACCGUAUAUACCUUUCUAAAUCGU
Hyposmocoma kahamanoa is the source of this 983-nucleotide messenger RNA. RefSeq lists its product as uncharacterized. The transcript has 7 exons. Bases 1 to 723 code for a protein of 240 amino acids. Lineage: Eukaryota; Metazoa; Arthropoda; Insecta; Lepidoptera; Cosmopterigidae. The record is from RefSeq and is a predicted model, not a curated record.